CAAGAAGCAGUGUCAGGAUGAUCGUCUUAUGGGUUACAUUGUUUUGUCUUCAUGAAGGAUAUUCUCUAGUUCCAGUUAAAACUGUUCAGCUUGGUGAACCAGCAACCUUGACAUGUGCUAUACCCAAUGAGCUAAGCAUUAGAGGAGUCAACUGGUACAAGCAGAGUGUCGGGGAUACUCUUAAAUUAAUAGUUACACUGUAUAAAUCUACAGCUGAUUAUGGUCCUGGAUUUUCGAGCUUAAGAUUUGGAGUAUACGAUGGUAAGAAUUUUACCAGCUUGACCAUUUUAAAGACAGUUCAAGAGGAUGAGGGACUCUAUCACUGUGCAAACACAGAAUGGAUUGGAACUACAUGGAGUGGGACGUAUUUGUUAGUAAAAGGAAACACUCAGAGGACAUCAAACUAUGCAGUUAGUAAGUUGCUGAUAGAAUCAAAUCCAGUCCGUCCAGGAGACACAAUGACGCUCCAGUGUUCAGUCUUCUCUGACCCACUCAACAAGACAUGUCAAGAAGAUCUCAAUAUUCUCUGGUUCAGAGGUGGAUCAAAUAAAUCUCAACCAAACAUCAUCUACACUGACAGAAACAGAAGUAAUGAAUGUGAGAAAAGAUCUGACAAUCAGAAGACAUGUGUUUAUCGCUUCUCUAAGAAUGUCAGCUCCUCCGAUGCUGGGACUUACUACUGUGCUGUGGCCACAUGUGGGGAGAUAUUAUUUGGAAAUGGAGCUAAACUGGAUAUUCAAGUGUCACCUACACAUUCAGCAUUUAUUCAGCUGACAAUAUUAAUAGUAUUUUUGGCAAUUUCUGUCAUUGGAAACGUGUUCCUCAUCUGCAACCGAAGAGUAUGUACAAAACAUCAAAGAAAAGAAAGUGCUAUAGCAUAUGCACAAACUGACACCUCAUGCCAACCAACUGUCGUUGAUGAAGAACUAAACUACGCUGCACUGAAUUUCUCUGAAAGAAAAACAAGAGGAAGAAGGAAGAGAGAGUGUGCUGAAGACAGUGUCUACUCUCAUGUUAAAUGCUGAUGUUAAUAACAAUGUUUAGCAUCUCCUGAAAUUAAAAUUGAUACUGACAUCUUGUUUUUGUUUGGUUUUUAAUUAAUAUUUAAAAGUUGACAGAUAAUUUUCAAUCUUGCUGAAAAUACUUGGACUGCCAAAACCUUAAACUUAGUUGUGUUGCAUUUCUGUCAUUCUUGAGUUUUAAUUGUAUGAACUGCUUUGUAGUCAUGC
Molecule: messenger RNA, 1229 nt
Organism: Oreochromis aureus
Lineage: Eukaryota; Metazoa; Chordata; Actinopteri; Cichliformes; Cichlidae
Product: signal-regulatory protein beta-2-like
Exons: 6
Coding region: 18-1025 (335 amino acids)
Biological process (GO): response to bacterium
Source: RefSeq, a predicted model, not a curated record